Molecule: messenger RNA, 1016 nt
Organism: Sorghum bicolor (sorghum)
Lineage: Eukaryota; Viridiplantae; Streptophyta; Magnoliopsida; Poales; Poaceae
Exons: 2
Coding region: 125-484 (119 amino acids)
Source: RefSeq, a predicted model, not a curated record
AACCGACUGAUAAUAAUAACUAUCCUGCUACUCCUCCGGUCCUCUCCCCUGGAUAUCGCGGUGGCCUGUUGUUUUGGAGUGGAAAGCGGCAGCGCCUCCGAUUCUGUGUGCCGGCCACGGAAGCAUGCCCGGGUUCGCACCGGUUCCAUGGGGCUCUUGCUACGAAUCUACGAUGUCAGGCCUGAUCGAUAUUUGGACGCUGGAGCGGGAGCGGAUGGUCCGGACCGCCGGGGCCGCGCAGGCGUCGUUCUUCAGGUCGGUGGUCUCGCUCGGCGGAGGCGAACGGCAGGGACGACGCGACACGGCUCGAACGGAGUGUGGUGGGGGGAGUACCAGUAGCGCCGCUAAGCGCUGCGACGGAGUCGGUGCCGUGCUCGUGGACGCUGCGGAGAAGCAGGCGGCUGCGUCUGCUGGUAGUAGCCCGCCGGGGUUCGUCCGAGAAGACGCUUUCUUGUCCAUCCUAGUCGAUUGCUUCGGCCAGUAGAUCUUCGUUCUGAACAUAGGUAGUAUUAUGUAUGUUAGCUGUAUGUCCGACUGCUUUUGUGUCAUUGUGUGGUUCUUGUAAUCUUCUGAAACAUCGAUCAAAGAGUACAUCAAAUGAUGUUUGUAAUUUUCUGAAAAACACUGGUAGCAAGGUCUGAUGUCUCAGAACAUUAGAACAAGUUCGUUUACAUGUGCUGGAAAACAACGAAGACCGAUCGAUAUAUAUAGGGUCCAAGUGGAAGCAAGAAGCUGUAAAGUGAAAACUCCUCGAUCACCACCACUCGGCUAAACGGGAUAUUUGAACUCAGAAACUAGUCAAAUAUCUUUACAAGCAGAGUCGCAGAGAUAUAUUACUUGCUGGCUUUCAAACAAGAUCUAGAGGUAUAAGAGAUGGCAUAGAUGCAAGAAGGGAUAUUUGUCACUUACAUGUCAGGGUUUGACUAGCUCAGUUCUGUUUGGAAUGCUGUCAUGUAAAGUUGUACUGAUCACUGUAACAUUUUUUGCAUAAUUCAUUCAUGUGAAAAUUAUUUCUG